Messenger RNA from Prunus armeniaca (apricot), 333 nucleotides. The record is from the annotation of a GenBank genome assembly. Lineage: Eukaryota; Viridiplantae; Streptophyta; Magnoliopsida; Rosales; Rosaceae.
AUGCCGAACGACAAGGGAUGUUCGGAUCGCCCAGACGACCCCCGAGAUGGGAGCGUCAUACCACAGGCUCAGCCAGUCGAGGAUCUAGAAACAGUGCCUCUCUCUGACACACUGACCGAUCGGCAACUCAAGAUAGAUACCUCCCUCAGCCCAUCAUUGCAGGCUGAAUUCAUUGCUUUCACAAAGCCAAUACGGAAGUUUUUGCCUGGUCUUACGACGACAUGCCAGGCAUCUCCCCGGACGUCAUCAACCACAGGCUCAACAUCUGUCCAUCCUUCAAACCAAUCCGCCAGAAGCAGCGGGCCUACGAUGCAGAACGGUACGAGGCGAUGA